AUGUUAUGCUUCGAGCGCCAGCUGACCUAUACAUCUCUGGCAGGUCCGGCGAAUCCAUCCCCUCAAACCCCAUGGGGUGUACACCCAGGACCGGAAUGGAUGCCAGCCGGCCUGACGCGACCAGCCGAACUCAUUCCCUGCGAGUGGCAAUCCCAGCAAAGCCGAUGGAAACGACGCGACAUGAAACGUACGGGCAUGGCAAGACCUCGGCCCAAGUCUUCCUCGCCGCCGCCCACGCCCCCGUCGGGACGGACCAUCCUCCGAGUGGGGAACCGCGAUCUGCUGCGACGGUACUAUGAGAAAGCGUUCGAGGAUUUCCAGCAGCUGAAUUGCCGCGCCAUUGCCAAGUCAUAUAUCAAGCUCGUCGAGCCCCGAAAGCAAGUCCAUUACCCAUACAAUGGCCGCAAGGUGAUCUCGGGUGUCACUCAGCGUGUGGACCCUGAACUUACCAAGCCUGGCUGGUGGCCAGCUGGUGUUUUGCAUCGGGAACCGGAUCAUCUGCUGAAACGCGGUAGGUGUCUUGUUUAUAGUAUGGUUAAUGAAAGUUUGGCCUCUGAUCCAAUCCCAGAUCGACUGCGCCUGCUUGUUCACAUCCUCUGCGAGUUGAAGGAUAGCCAUGGCGUUACGGCGGACAAGCUGCGAGAUGCAAGCCAGGACGUGAGGCGUCAGAUCACUCCUACCAAUCGACUCCAGGUUCUGGACGAGAUUUAUUUCGUGCGGCAGAUGGAGGAACGAUUCCUCGAUGGCGAAGUCGAGGCAAACACACUGGUCCAGGUGACCCAAACCCACCUGCCCGAGGCCAUCUACCAGGACGGAGAAGAGCUGUCGUCCCUUCCACAUGCCGUACCGACCUCAGACCCUGACGUGCCAGACCCAAGCGACGAACACAGCAUCCCGACUCUGGACGAAGUAAAACCGCACUGCCAUGUGCAAGGUCUCCCGCUGUCGCCGGCUACCAGCGAGUCCAGUGGACCGCAUAGCCCAACGACCGGUGGAUUUGGAUCCUACUCAUUGGGCAUGGCACCGUCUGUGCUGCCUCACGAUAUUUCCAGCGUCCCGAAACCCUUGCCCACUGACCCAUCUUACAUGACCGGGUACUUCUCUCAGUCGUUUAUUCCCCCGGAUCGCACCUCGGGGUUUUGGCCGAGUGAACCCCAUGGCAACCCUGGGUCGCAGUAUGGAUAUUAA
Molecule: messenger RNA, 1188 nt
Organism: Penicillium alfredii
Lineage: Eukaryota; Fungi; Ascomycota; Eurotiomycetes; Eurotiales; Aspergillaceae
Product: DUF2841 domain-containing protein
Exons: 2
Coding region: 1-1188 (395 amino acids)
Source: RefSeq, a predicted model, not a curated record